CUCUGGCUGUUCCGGGACGCGGGGACAAACGAUGGACUCCUUGUCAACCAGCAGGAGCUGUUUGUAGCGGCUCCCAAUGUGAAUAAAGCAGACAUCACGCUGCCAGUGUUCACCCUGAAAGAGAGGUGUCUCCAGGUUGUUCGCAGUCUGGUCAAACCGAUGGAUUACAGGAAACUGGACAUUGUUCGAUCGUUAUAUGAAGAGCUGGAAGAUCAUCCUGAUAUUAGGAAGGAUCUUCAGCGACUUUCUCUGGAGAGAAGUGAAACAUUGAAGAACGGAAUUCUGGAAUAA
Molecule: messenger RNA, 291 nt
Organism: Balearica regulorum gibbericeps (East African grey crowned-crane)
Lineage: Eukaryota; Metazoa; Chordata; Aves; Gruiformes; Gruidae
Source: RefSeq, a predicted model, not a curated record